Molecule: messenger RNA, 1025 nt
Organism: Fopius arisanus
Lineage: Eukaryota; Metazoa; Arthropoda; Insecta; Hymenoptera; Braconidae
Exons: 7
Coding region: 120-1025 (301 amino acids)
Source: RefSeq, a predicted model, not a curated record
AUUCCCGAAACACCCCCGGGGCAUUCGGCAGAUUUUUUCAGUCCAUUUUAUCAAACGAUUGCUGCAGCCCCAUCACAACAGGUUUUUCAAUUCGAUGAAGUCACUGGAAUAUUGAAAAAAUGUCAAGACACUUAGUAAAAACGUCGAGUACAACAAGUCCUCGAAUUGACAGCUAUUCAACAGGGGGAAGUGAAAAGUUCUCGUCCACGACGUCUCUGCUACCCACGAAUGCUCCUCAAGACCCGGAGUUUAUCAGGAUUCUGCAGGAGGACAAGAUUAAAGUUAUGAGGGCGCGCACCGCUGCUCUUUUCAAUGAGAAUGUGUACUUGAAGACCCAGAUCCACCAAGAACAAUCCAGGACAAAAGAACUAGAAGAGCGCUUGAUUGCGAUGGAAGACAGACUCUCGUUAAAAACUGAAUCAUCAAAAAAUAUUGAGGAGCAGAGAGAUGAAUUCCUAAACUCCGAUCUCAGAUCAUCGGAGAAACCCUUGGAGUUUCCUUCUCUGUGCGAUUUUUGCGCGAAUAAAAUUCAGAAAGGCGACUCGGUCAAUCCCAUUGUUUUCGUUACCAAAGCCGAAUUGAGCAACUUGAUGGGAGAUAUGGAGGAAUUGCGUGAUGGUCUGGCAGUGAGGGAAAAAGCAUGGGAAGGAAUGGUGGAAAGAGAGCAGAGCUACUGUGCACAAUUGACGAGAUUUGCGCAAGAAGUAAUUGCUAUUAAUCAACUCGCCGAGAACCGUGGCAAUGAUCUAGAGACUCUCGCUGGAGUUAUUGAGGAGCGUGAUGCUGAAGUGAAGGCAGCGCAGAAGGAAAUACUGGCAUUGAAGAAAUUGGUAGCGAAAUGUGAGAAACGUAAUAGAGCGAUAGGAGAAGCCAAAGUGGAAAACACGACGACAGAGAUAAACGAAAGGGACCAUAAAUGGAUCGAAAGUAUUCUGAAACAAGUAUCAACUCCCAGAAGCCGAAUAAAGUCAAAGGGGAACCAUUAUUCAGCUCCGAGGAGUGCUCAAAAUUCUGCACGCGAAUGA